AUGACUCGAUAUCGGAUUGGUCGAGUCGAAGGACACUGGACCAACUUCACGCCGCCGAUUCAGGGUGGAGUGUUCCGCAAGGAGAAAGAGAUAUACCACAGCCUGGAUAACGGGCAAGCCAUCGAAGCAAGCGGCGAUGAGAGCAGCUCCGAUGAGGCUGCUUCGGACAGCGGUAUAUCCAUCGCUUCCAGCAAGACCAGCGUCGAAUUAGAUGAGGACCUGACGAGUCUCUCGGAGUCCAAGGACUUGGGAGACGCGGCCAACACGAUCCAGGACAAGAGCGUGGCCGACCACAUCGGCAAAGCAGUCCAGGCUGAGGUCGACGAUGACCGUCUCCACUAUCCUUCCCUGGACGCCGAAACCCAGCGCGACAUCGCCGUCAAGUUUAAGGCUUUGCACGAGCGUGUGCGAGCAGAAGGCUUCUACGAUUGUCGCUUCUCCGAGUAUGGCAAGGAGAUGAUCCGAUAUGCCAUUCUGUUCGGUCUGUUCGCUUACUGCCUGCACCGCGGCUGGAUCGUCGCCUCGGCAUGCUUUCUAGGCACCUUCUGGCAGCAGAUCAUGUUCACAGCCCACGACGCCGGUCACCGUGCCAUCACCCACAACAUCAUCUACGACACACUCAUUGGCAUCUUCAUCGGUGACUUUUGCUGCGGCUUGUCCAUUGGUUGGUGGAAGAGCAGCCACAAUGUCCAUCACCUGGUCACGAACUCUCCUGAACACGAUCCUGACAUUCAAAACGUUCCAUUGUUCUCAACCUCGCCAUCCUACUUCAAGUCGAUCCGAAGCAGUUACUACGGUAGCGUCUUUCCCUGGGAUAAGGCAGCCGAGGUAGCCAUUCGCUACCAGAAGUACACCUACUACCCCGUCAUGGCCAUAGCUCGGUUCAACCUUUAUUUCCUGUCCUGGCUCCAUCUCGCCUCGCCCCGAGCAGAUACCAAGAGCUUCAUGGCAUGGACACGACCCACGGAAGUCUGCGCUAUCGCACUUUACACCUUCUGGUACUACAAGCUCCUACUGUACGACUGCAUUCCAACUUGGUACGGCCGAGGUUUGUUCCUCCUCGUCAGCCACGUCGCCACUUUGCCGCUUCACAUACAAAUCACGCUCUCCCACUGGGGCACCAGCACAGCAGAUCUCGGUCCUGCGGAAUCCUUCGCCAUGAAACAACUGCGCACGACCAUGGAUAUCGCGUGCCCGGCUUGGCUCGACUUUGUGCACGGUGGGCUGCAAUUCCAGGCAGUCCAUCAUCUGUUCCCACGAGUACCACGCCACAACUUGCGCCGUCUGCAGAAGCUGGUGCGUGAGUUCAGCGCCGAGACCGGUAUCAAGUACCAGAUCAAAGGCUUUGUGGCUGCGAACGAGCAUGUUCUUGGACGCCUCGAUGACGUGACGCAGCUGGCGAAGCUGCUCGCGGAGUGCCAAGCGCACAUGGCGAAGACUGGCGAGAGUGGGUUGCAUUGA
This is a messenger RNA of Recurvomyces mirabilis, 1461 nucleotides long. RefSeq lists its product as uncharacterized. Gene Ontology annotation, cellular component: membrane. The transcript has 2 exons. Gene Ontology annotation, biological process: lipid metabolic process. The record is from RefSeq and is a predicted model, not a curated record. Bases 1 to 1461 code for a protein of 486 amino acids. Lineage: Eukaryota; Fungi; Ascomycota; Dothideomycetes; Mycosphaerellales; Teratosphaeriaceae. Gene Ontology annotation, molecular function: oxidoreductase activity, acting on paired donors, with oxidation of a pair of donors resulting in the reduction of molecular oxygen to two molecules of water.